Molecule: messenger RNA, 1518 nt
Organism: Lathyrus sativus (Indian pea)
Lineage: Eukaryota; Viridiplantae; Streptophyta; Magnoliopsida; Fabales; Fabaceae
Source: the annotation of a GenBank genome assembly
AUGAAGCUCUCGACAUUGUUGCAGAACCGCCGGAGCAACAGCAUCAAGGACUCGCCGGCGUUUGAAUCCUCCGGUGAAGUUACCGGAAAAUCUCCAUUAAGCUCUUUCUGGCUCUUCCUCCAUGCCGCGUUCUGUGUUGUUAGUCUCUCGCUAGGAUUUCGCCUCUCCCGUGUUUUCUUCUUGUUCCUGUUCUCCGCUUCCUCUAUUAGUUUCUAUACUGUUCCGUCCGGCGGCGGUGAAAUCUCCGUUCCGCUUCGUGUUCAUUCCUCCGUUACGGUGAAUCCGAGUGCUAAUGUGGAGAAUCCUGUGAAAAAGUUAGCUCUUAUUGGUGCCUCCGCUGGUAGCCGUGUGGUAGUUGGUCGGCACGGGAUCCGAGUCCGAUCGUGGCCGCAUCCGAAUCCGAAUGAGGUGAUGAAGGCUCACCGGAUAAUUGAGAGAGUUCAAACGGAGCAGAAAGUGCUGUUCGGAGUGAAAAACCCUAGGACGGUUAUUGCAGUGACGCCGACUUAUGUCCGGACGUUCCAGAAGCUUCACUUGAUCGGCGUGAUGCACUCGCUGAUGCUUGUGCCGUAUGAUCUGGUGUGGAUUGUAGUGGAGGCCAGAGGUGUUACAAAUGAGACUGCUUCCAUCAUUGCCAAUUCAGGACUCAGAACAAUCCACAUUGGCUUCAAUCAACGGAUUCCGAUUACCUGGGAUGCUAGGCAUAAAUUGGAGGCUCGAAUGCGACUUCAUGCUUUAAGAAUUGUGAGAAAAGAGAAGCUGGAUGGGAUUGUUAUGUUUGCUGAUGAUAGCAAUAUGCAUAGUAUGGAGUUAUUCGAUGAAAUUCAGAGUGUGAAAUGGAUAGGGGCAGUUCCGGUUGGAAUACUUGUUCAAUCUGAUACGGAUGGAUCUUCAACCUCACACGGCAAGGAGGAGACCCUACCAAUGCCAGUACAGGGUCCUGCUUGUAAUGCGACAAAUCAUUUGGUUGGGCUGCAUACCUAUGAUUCGUUAAAAUAUGCAAGGAGAAAUGCAAUUUACGUAGGUGACAGGGCGCCUGUUCUACCUAGAAAGCUUGAAUGGUCUGGGUUUGUUUUGAGUUCCAGGUUGCUUUGGAAGGAUUUUGAUGAUAAACCUGACUGGAUUAAGGAUAUUAAUGCGUUAGAUGCAGUUGACGAGGACAUCAAUAAUCCAUUGUCUCUUCUUAAAGACAUAUCCGUGUUAGAACCACUUGGGAGUUGUGGACGCCACAUUUUGCUUUGGUGGUUCCGGGUUGAAGCUCGCACAGACAGCAAAUUCCCACCUCAAUGGAUAAUUGACCCUCCUCUGGACAUCACCGUCCCCUCAAAACACACUCCAUGGCCAGAUGCCACUCCUGCGAUCCCAGCUAAAGAAAAGGUGCUAAUUGGCACACAAGAGCAGACGACCAAGCAUUCUACAAAGACUAGAACAUCCAGAUCUAGGCGUAGCCGAAGUAAGAGAAAGCAUGACACCAAAGUGAUCGGUAUUCAAGUCUCUCCACAUUCUAACCAAAACUGA